This is a messenger RNA of Eriocheir sinensis (Chinese mitten crab), 3599 nucleotides long. RefSeq lists its product as uncharacterized. The coding region runs from base 107 to 1348 and encodes 413 amino acids. The record is from RefSeq and is a predicted model, not a curated record. The transcript is spliced from 3 exons. Lineage: Eukaryota; Metazoa; Arthropoda; Malacostraca; Decapoda; Varunidae.
GCCACCCAGUGCCGGGGAAGCAGCAGCCUCGCCGCCACCCAGUGCCGGGGAAGGAGCACCAUCAGGGGCGGCUGGCAAGAAGGAGGCGGCGGGUCUCUCCAAGAAAAUGCGUUCCUUCCUGCAGGAACAGGAGGCCACAGUUGUGGCCGCCAUCACCGCCUGCCGGGAGGCUCAGUCGCAGCUGGACCAGUACCAGACGACCCUGGCAGGCUGGGGCAAGCAGCAGCAGCAGCUGGAGGACAGGCUCCUGGGACUGGUGGACCAGAGCAGGAGUGCCAGGGAGCUCCUGCAGCAGGAAGAGUCCCGUGUGGCGGCCAAGGAGGAGGAGCUGAAGAAGGAGGAGCAGGGGCUGCAGGCCAUGCUGGAGACGUUGCGCACCCUUGCAACAGAACAAGAAGUGGGCGCGGCGGUGACUGAAAUGGUUCGUUGUACUGGCGAGGCAGAGCAGGCGGUGGAGGAGUGCCGAGAAGGUUUUCCUGAUGCCAGCACCGUCACCACCGCCAGGAAGGUGAGAGAGGCAUCUAGUGCAGCCCUAGAGGCUGGCCAGGCUGUCCAGGCAGCUCUGGAAACACUUGCUACAGAGGAGCCCAGGCCCCAGGCAGACCCAGACUCCACUGUCAUGGACAGACUGCACCUCAUCUGUACAUGGAGCUUGACGGCCGAGGACCUCCGCAGCCUGACGCAGCCCGCCAGGCGCCUGCUGGAGGCUGGCCGGGUGUUUGCUGUCCACCAGGCGGAAGGUCAGCGCCGACACGCAAGAAUAAGCCUUGAAGCCGGCCAGCUGUGCCUCCACGCCCUGAAGGACCAUCCCCCGCCACUGGGCGCGGCAACCCUGCAGGUGAGCGAGGUUGUGCCGCCCUCCCCCCCCUGCACGGUGUUCCUGGACCUGUCCUGGCCGGGCAGCGCGCCGCGGCGGGUACAAAUCCGUCUGAGCCCCGACACCCCUCGGGGCAGACAGUUCUUACUGUUGUGCACGGGGCAGCGCGGCCCCUCCUACGUUAACACCAGGUUGUGUGGAGUAGAGAGCAAGGCGGAGGUGGGAGAGUAUGUGGAGGGCGGGGACUAUGAGAGUAAUGAUGGGGAAGGGUCAUCCGUCCUGCUGCCUGGCCUUGAUGAGGGUGAGUACCGAGAGUCAGGCCGGGCGGGGGAUGUGUGUGGGCUGGUGUGGACUGACUGUACCCGGGGUGAGUGUGGUAACUUUGGCAUCUUCACCAGAGACUGUAAGGAUGGUGAUGAGUCGUCUCAUGUCUUCGGUGAGGUGGUGGACGGACUGCACGUGGUGGCCGAGGCAGCCCAACACAGGGACAUUAAGGAGGUGACUGUGGCGGACUGUGGCGUGGUGUUGUGAGGGUAAUGGCCACCACCACCACCACCACCACCACCACAGCAAGGUUAUGGAGGUGACUGUGGCGUGGUGUUGUGAGGGUAAUGGCCACCACCACCACCACCACAGCAAGGUUAUGGAGGUGACUGUGGUGUGGUGUUGUGAGGGUAAUGGCCACCACCACCACCACCACAGCAAGGUUAUGGAGGUGACUGUGGUGUGGUGUUGUGAGGGUAAUGGCCACCACCACCACCACCACCACAGCAAGGUUAUGGAGGUGACUGUGGUGUGGUGUUGUGAGGGUAAUGGCCACCACCACCACCACCACCACCACAGCAAGGUUAUGGAGGUGACUGUGGUGUGGUGUUGUGAGGGUAAUGGCCACCACCACCACCACCACCACAGCAAGGUUAUGGAGGUGACUGUGGUGUGGUGUUGUGAGGGUAAUGGCCACCACCACCACCACCACAGCAAGGUUAUGGAGGUGACUGUGGUGUGGUGUUGUGAGGGUAAUGGCCACCACCACCACCACCACAGCAAGGUUAUGGAGGUGACUGUGGCGUGGUGUUGUGAGGGUAAUGGCCACCACCACCACCACCACCACCACAGCAAGGUUAUGGAGGUGACUGUGGUGUGGUGUUGUGAGGGUAAUGGACACCACCACCACCACCACCACAGCAAGGUUAUGGAGGUGACUGUGGUGUGGUGUUGUGAGGGUAAUGGCCACCACCACCACCACCACCACAGCAAGGUUAUGGAGGUGACUGUGGUGGUUCUUUAUUUUUUGUAACAUCCAGGGUGAUGAUUUGUGCAUUACAUGAACACUUGAUAAUAUAAUCUCUUAUUUCUUGCUGCAUUCCUGUAACAUCCAGGGUGAUGAUUUGUGCAUUACAUAAACACUUGAUAAUAUAAUCUCUUAUUUCUUGCUGCAUUCCUGUAACAUCCAGGGUGAUAUUUUGUGCAUUACAUAAACACUUGAUAAUAUAAUCUCUUAUUUCUUGCUGCAUUCCUGUAACAUCCAGGGUGAUAUUUUGUGCAUUACAUAAACACUUGAUAAUAUAAUCUCUUAUUUCUUGCUGCAUUCCUGUAACAUCCAGGGUGAUGAUUUGUGCAUUACAUGAACACUUGAUAAUAUAAUCUCUUAUUUCUUGCUGCAUUCCUGUAACAUCCAGGGUGAUGAUUUGUGCAUUACAUAAACACUUGAUAAUAUAAUCUCUUAUUUCUUGCUGCAUUCCUGUAACAUCCAGGGUGAUAUUUUGUGCAUUACAUAAACACUUGAUAAUAUAAUCUCUUAUUUCUUGCUGCAUUCCUGUAACAUCCGGGGUGAUAUUUUGUGCAUUACAUAAACACUAGUUGAUAUAUAAUGUUUCAAUUUCCUGCUGCAUUUUUGUAACAUCCGUAUUAUGUGCAUUACAUGAACACUUGAUAUAAUCUCUUAUUUUUCGCUGCAUUCUUGUAACAUCCGGGGCGAUACUCUGCGUGAUGUUUUGUGCAUUACAUAAAUACUGGAUGUAAUGUGAUAGUUUCUUGGGGCAUCCUUGUAACAUGUUUUGUGCAUUACAUAAAUACUGGAUGUAAUGUGAUAGUUUCUUGGGGCAUCCUUGUAACAUGUUUUGUGCAUUACAUAAAUACUGGAUGUAAUGUGAUAGUUUCUUGGGGCAUCCUUGUAACAUGUUUUGUGCAUUACAUAAAUACUGGAUGUAAUGUGAUAGUUUCUUGGGACAUCCUUGUAACAUGUUUUGUGCAUUACAUAAAUACUGGAUGUAAUGUGAUAGUUUCUUGGGGCAUCCUUGUAACAUGUUUUGUGCAUUACAUAAAUACUGGAUGUAAUGUGAUAGUUUCUUGGGGCAUCCUUGUAACAUGUUUUGUGCAUUACAUAAAUACUGGAUGUAAUGUGAUAGUUUCUUGGGGCAUCCUUGUAACAUGUUUUGUGCAUUACAUAAAUACUGGAUGUAAUGUGAUAGUUUCUUGGGGCAUCCUUGUAACAUGUUUUGUGCAUUACAUAAAUACUGGAUGUAAUGUGUUAGUUUCUUGGGACAUCCUUGUAACAUGUUUUGUGCAUUACAUAAAUACUGGAUGUAAUGUGAUAGUUUCUUGGGGCAUCCUUGUAACAUGUUUUGUGCAUUACAUAAAUACUGGAUGUAAUGUGAUAGUUUCUUGGGACAUCCUUGUAACAUGUUUUGUGCAUUACAUAAAUACUGGAUGUAAUGUGAUAGUUUCUUGGGGCAUCCUUGUAACAUGUUUUGUGCAUUACAUAAAUAUACUUGAUACAAAG